Messenger RNA from Miscanthus lutarioriparius, 783 nucleotides. The record is from the annotation of a GenBank genome assembly. Lineage: Eukaryota; Viridiplantae; Streptophyta; Magnoliopsida; Poales; Poaceae.
AUGCAGAACAGGGCAGGCCGAAUAUUUGAUGAUCCAAGGAAGCUAACAUAUCAAUUGGUUAAAAAGAUAACAAAUGAUUUCACAGAUGAACUUGGCCGUGAUUUAAUAAAAAGUUCCAAGUCAAAGACAUUGUUAAAAGAUGACAGGAUGUGGGGAUUGCUUGAAGAUGGAGAAGAGGUUGCUGUUAAGGUACUUCAUUAUUUCACACCAGAUAGCAGUGACCAGCAAUUCCAAAAUGAAUUUGAAAACCUUAAGAGGCUCAAGCAUCCUAAUAUUGUACGUCUAGUGGGCUUCUGUGACGAAACUGAGGAUGAAAUUGUAGAGUACAAAGGAGAAAUAGUAGUUGCUAAAAGGAUACACAGGGCACUCUGCCUUGAAUAUGUGCCCAAUGGAAGCCUGGGCAAGCUCCUUUCAGGCUCCGUAUAUCCCAAAUUCCUUAAUAUUAAUGUCCUUGUGAUUCAUUUACUUUGUGUAUCUACUUUGAAGGUACAUGAGAGCUGGAACAGAAGAUUACAAGAGAUACCGAAUUAUGAAUCACUUGAAGUAGAUUGCAAACAAGUCAAAAUAUGUAUCGAGAUAGCAAUUAACUGCAUGGAGAAGAAUCGACGUAAAAGACCUACAAUAAAGGAUAUUAUCAGCAAAUUGGAUGAGACUGGAACUGUGGAAGUAGUUUCACAUUUUCAAAUGAAAAAGAACACUAAAGUCGGUGGCAACAAAGAACCCGUAAUCUUAUCGAGUGGUAUUGUGGGCGGGCCAUACAAAGGUUGGUUACGUUACAUCUGA